GUGGGUGAAGGAGAGAAACUGGUGCGUGCUCUAUUUGCAGUAGCCAGAGAACUUCAGCCUUCUAUAAUUUUUAUUGAUGAAGUUGAUAGCCUUCUGUGUGAAAGACGAGAAGGUGAACAUGAUGCUAGCAGGCGUCUAAAAACAGAAUUUUUAAUAGAAUUUGAUGGUGUGCAGUCUUCUGGAGAGGACAGAAUACUAGUGAUGGGAGCAACAAACAGGCCACAGGAGCUUGAUGAUGCAGUUCUCAGACGAUUCACCAAACGGGUAUACGUGUCUUUACCAAAUGAGGAAACAAGAUUGAUUUUGCUAAAAAAUCUUCUAAGCAAGCAAGGAAGUCCAUUGACCCAAAAAGAGUUGGCACAACUAGCUAGAAUGACAGAUGGAUACUCUGGAAGUGAUUUAACUGCAUUAGCAAAGGAUGCAGCACUGGGCCCUAUUAGAGAAUUAAAACCAGAACAGGUGAAGAACAUGUCUGCCAGUGAGAUGAGAAAUAUCAAACUAUCAGAUUUCACUGAGUCUUUGAAGAAGAUAAAGCGCAGUUUGAGCCCUCAGACCCUGGAAGCAUAUAUUCGCUGGAACAAGGACUUUGGAGAUACUACAGUGUGAAAUGCUACUUGAAAUGAAACAAAGUGCUGCCUAAGGAGCAACUGGUACAGACUACUUGGAAAGCAGAUAGAGUUUACAGGACUUUACAGAUCUUUAAGUAUCUGCAUUAAAACUUGAGAUUAAGAAAAAAUUAUACAAUGUGAAAUGUGUUCAUCAAAGCCUCUUUGCCAUUUAGUGAGGAUUUACACACUGUAAGUAAGAGCACAAUAGGACUUGAGAUAAGAUUCCUAGCAAUCCCAUUAUGGUUUGAACAAUAAUAUAUGUAUUUUCUUUCAGCUAGAAGGCUCUGAUGAUAUACAUCAUUGGAAAACCUUUUCCCUAUGUUGUGUGUGUGGCGUUUUGUUUUUAAUUUUGCCAUGACAUUGAUGUCUGGCUUUCUUCCUUAUAACUACUAACUGACAAUUGGAAAUUUGUAAACUUUGGUUCAGUUUUUGACUUUUUUUAUCCUUAAUGUGCCAAAUAAAGCAAUUUCCCUAUGCAGAGAGGAAGAGCAGCAUUGGGGAAUUACGAUUAUUAAAAUGUAAAAAGCAGCUGGUCUGUUAUUAUUUGUCUUUUUGUUUAGUUGUCAUGUGACUGUAUUGUUCACAGAACAGUUUUAAAGACCUUUGAUAGCAGAACAGCAAAAAACCCCAACCCUAUAAAACCAAUUCAGACUGUCUUUUAAAAAAAUAAAUUACUAAAUAAAAGACUAAGACAUUCAUUUACUGGCAGUAUUUUCUCUUAACGCAUUUUGUAACGCUUCCAUUGGUAGAGUGUUAGCUUACGCUUAUGGUGUACAACUUGAAGCCCAGCUGAUGUUUGAGAGAGUAAGUGAUGCUAAUUGUCAAGUUUCGGAAAUUACGUGUUUCUACUCUGUAUUUUGGUCUGUUUAUGAUAAUUGAAAGUAAAAUUUCCAUUGUGAUAAUUUUUUUAAUCUACACAUGUAAGCAUUAAAAUACAAGGCUACAUGUUUAAUACAUGGCACACAUUAAUGUUUUUAUAGCUUUCAUAUGUUUUGGUUUAUAUAUUAAAGUAUGAAACACUCAACUGAUCUGCUUUUUUAGAAAGAAACUGCAUCUUUGUACAAAUACUUUUUAUUAUAUAAAUGACAAGCUAUUAAAAAAACCCCCACAUAAGUGAUAGCCUUUAAAUACUGUAAUAAAGGAAAACAUCUUUGCCUUUA
This is a messenger RNA of Pterocles gutturalis (yellow-throated sandgrouse), 1768 nucleotides long. RefSeq names its product spastin. Gene Ontology annotation, molecular function: ATP hydrolysis activity; ATP binding. Gene Ontology annotation, cellular component: microtubule cytoskeleton. Lineage: Eukaryota; Metazoa; Chordata; Aves; Pterocliformes; Pteroclidae. The record is from RefSeq and is a predicted model, not a curated record. The annotation marks the transcript as partial. The transcript has 8 exons.